Didymodactylos carnosus is the source of this 4572-nucleotide messenger RNA. Lineage: Eukaryota; Metazoa; Rotifera; Eurotatoria; Philodinida; Philodinidae. The record is from the annotation of a GenBank genome assembly.
CCCCGCGGACCCGGGUACGGGGGGGGGGUGGGUUUUUGGGCGGGUUGUCGCGACUAGGCUUGCCUAUCUGCAAAACAAACGGUGAAUGGGGAGUUGGCAGGGACUCCUCGGGGAUUGCACAGGUUGGGGAGUGUGAGGGUGACUCCAGGGGAGUACACAUUUCUAGGGACUCUUGACAGACUUUCUCUAAUGGGAAUCAUAAGAAAAACAUUCUGCUCUCUGAGGAGUUCAGUAGGUGUCCAUGCAUGACUUUCUCCAACAGGACUCUCGACGGGACUCCUGCAAGAAUUUUUUUGGGGACUCCUCAUGACUCCAUGUUGGACUUUUCACGUUAGAAAGUUUCUGCGAGAGUCAUCAGGACUCCUUACGAUUCCUGCUGGAGUUUUGCCGGGAGUCUCGACUAGGGUCCACAUUAACCUUUCAUUUUUCUCAAGGAAUACUUGAUUUCGUUCGAAAUGUCGAAAAACUUAUAUUACUCUCUUAUAUUUUUAAGUUGCAAUGACAAUGAAUCGUUGCUAUCACCGCCCUUCGUUUAGAAGCUUUUCACUUGUGAAAUAUGUUGAAAUAUGUUAAAACACGUAUCAAAGAACAAAGCACGUUCGAUGUGUACAUUCUCCAUUUGCGUCGGCUUGAGUAGCACAACUGAGGAUACGAAGUAAAGAGAAUAAGAUACCUGUUAAAUGAUAGAUUUAAUUCAAGCGCGAUCAAACAAGCGAAAAAAGAUAAUAAAAUAAAUUUAACUAAAUAACUAGAUAAUGCUCAUCUACGAUUCUCUCGGUUUCUUGAUUUAAGCUGCGCCACGCUACACUCACGAGUACAUCAAUCUGUUACCCAACAUUUUUCUUUUUAAGUAAACAAGCUCGCGCUUUCCAUCGGUCGGCACUCACAACAUAAGCAUAUCACCGGAAAAAAAAUAAAGUUGAUUUUGAGUUGCUGAAAAGUGCUUUUUCUUAUUCAGCACACUCGAUAACCCAGAAGAUUUUCUAUUUUUAACCAGGAAUCCAAAAGUUUAGGGAAAGUUUUCAAACUAAUAUCAUUCUCGCAUGGAAACUUUUUGGCGUCAUUUUGUUUCAAAAUUUUUCCUAAACUUUUGAAAUUAUCCCUCGCCAAAAAUAGAAAAUCUUCUGGACUAUUGAGUGUGCGAAUACAAAAAAGCACUUCAGCAACUGAAAAUCAACUUUGUUUUUGGUUCCGGUGACAUGCAUUGAUGAUCUUCAUUCAACACACUAGAAGAAUACUUUUAGCAUUUAGUACGCAUUUACAAAUUACUUUCAAUCGAAUUCGAAUACCGGACUAGACCCAACUUCAUUCUUUUGAAAUCCAUCCGGAAAAAUUCCAUUCCAGUAUUCUAAACUAAAACUGCGGAAAAACACAAAAUCAAUUUUUGUACGAAUAGAGAUUCGAUCACACAAACUUAGCUUUGCAGUAAGCUUCAAAACUAAAUCCACUGUUUUGUGUCUAUUCACUUGCUGUUUCACACACGGAGGAACUCAGAAAUGGGAAGAAUUCUGGAAACUCUCGGCUUCCCAGGAGUAUUGCUCGAAGAUAUUUAAUAAUUUAGUAUCUGUUCGAUGUAGUUUCUUUCGUGAUUAUUCGACUUUUCACUUUACUUCUUUGUGAGAAUUGUUUCAGUUUCAGCAUAUAUAUUACGCCGUCUCUUGGCGCACUCUGUUGCGUUUAACUUUUAUUUAACUCUGGCAAAUUAAACAUGUCUAACAUGAUAUCUGAGUUUGCCUUAGUUAUCUUCAACAUAUCUUUAAAAUAUUUAAAAUGAACUAGCGUUUAUUUCUUUUCUUUUAUAAUUGGCUCAUCCAGGUAGUAUCAGACGAUCAUUUUUCCAUUUUUUGCACACACAUACAUAUGAUAAUCAGUCUAAUUACAAAACCACGUGUUUAGAGUUGUUUCUCCUAAUGAUGACAUGAACAUCAGAUCGUGAUUUAAUUACAGUUCAGCAACAUUCAUUAUCAACAAAACAUUGUUUUUGUAUAGAAAAGUAGAGUUGAAAAAACAAUCCUACGUUAACAUAAGAUUGUUUGAUGCAGAUCUCGACAGUAUCUUUGUUGAAUAGUGAUAUAUACUGUUCGGAUAUUUCUGUAGUACUGGAUGUGAAAAUAAGCAGAUUUAUUAGCCUUCAAGUAUUUGAUCACCUAUUUAUAUAGAUGAAAACUUUUCGACAUGAUCUUUGACUUUAUUGGAAGAUCUAGAACAAGCUGUGCUAAAAAGAGGACUGAGAAAAGAUCGAAUAAUCAAACCUUUUUUUAUUAAAUGUCUACUGACACAAUGAAUUAACUGUUAGUUUAUUGCAUGAUUGUAUGUAAUGGGGCCCUGAUGUUAUAGUGGAUUGGUACUAUACUGAUGUUCUGUCAAAUUUGGCGAAAACUGACUUCUCUCAGGCUUACAGAAUAAAUUAAUAGUUGUAAUUAGUAUAUUUAAUUAUCGAAAAUAUCAUAGAGAAUCUGUAAUAUUUGAAUUGGUGGCCAGCGAUGCUAAAAAAUUCUGUGAAAGAAAAUUGAUAAGAAUUAUGGGAAUCAUUUUUGUUAGUUUCAAAUAUAAUACUAUGAUAGUUUACGGUUUUUCGAACAUCAUCACUGUCAGACAGCAAUAAUACGUAAGAAAAAUUGAUAAAUAGAAUAGAACAUAUUUUUGUAAAUAAAAACAUAUGUUUUGGUAUUUAGUUGUUAUAGUGAGUUUUUAUUACCUAUUUUUUUGUACUUUGUUUUGAUCCUUUAUCUAGAAAAUGGAAUUUGUUUCAGUCUUCUUCUAGCCAACAAAAACUAGAUGAAGAGACAAGUGAUAAUUCUUUUUUUGUUUUAAAAAAUUCUUUCAGCCAAACUAACAAAUUUUAUUUUUGUGCGUAACCUUGUAUUUGAUUAUCACAAACUUUUUCAUAUAGUUUCUUUAAAUAGAUAAUUUUUUUUUAUGUGGUCAGAUUAAUCUUAAUAUUCGCAUGAUUUUUUUUUUUAAGAUAAUUUAUUUUCUUCUGGCUUAUUGUGUUAUAGUUGUGAAAGCGUUGCGAUGCUUAUAUUGAACGAUGAUGAUGUGAACCGAUAGUUGUAUAGUUUGAUUUUAUCAAUCGUAUUAUCGUUUCGUUUAAUGGAUGCUGAUUUUAAAGCACAAUUAGAUCAAGAACGUCAACGAGUAGAAGAUGUAUUCGAUUUUCAAGGAUGCAAAGUGGGCCGUGGCACUUAUGGACAUGUAUAUAAAGCAAAGAAAAAAGAUGGAACGGACACAAGAGACUAUGCUCUAAAACAAAUAGAAGGUAGUGGCCUUUCAUUGUCAGCAUGUCGUGAAAUAGCUCUAUUACGCGAAUUAAAACAUAUUAAUGUGAUUACUUUACAACGAGUAUUUUUAUCUCAUGCUGAUAGAAAAGUAUUUUUAUUAUUUGAUUUUGCUGAACAUGAUUUAUGGCAUAUUAUUAAAUUUCAUCGUGCUGCAAAACAAAAUAAAAAGCCUGUGAUAUGUGCACGUGCUAUGGUCAAAUCGCUUUUGUACCAAAUAUUAGCUGGUAUACAUUAUCUCCAUUCAAAUUGGGUUUUACAUCGAGAUUUGAAACCUGCAAAUAUUUUGGUUAUGGGAGAUGGAGUUGAACGUGGUCGAGUAAAAAUAGCCGAUAUGGGUUUUGCACGUUUAUUUAAUUGUCCAUUAAAACCAUUAGCUGACUUGGAUCCAGUUGUAGUGACGUUUUGGUAUCGUGCUCCAGAAUUAUUAUUAGGUGCUCGACAUUAUACAAAAGCAAUCGAUAUUUGGGCAAUUGGCUGUAUUUUCUCGGAACUACUAACGUCUGAACCGAUUUUUCAUUGUAAGCAAGAAGAUAUCAAAACAAGUACGCCAUAUCAUCAUGAUCAAAUCGAUCGAAUAUUUAGUAUUAUGGGUUUUCCAGCUGAUAAAGAAUGGGAAGAUCUUAAGAAGAUGCCCGAUUAUUCUCGUUUAUCGAAAGAAUUCAAGAAAAAUAAUUAUGCAAACUGUAAUUUGGGUAAAUAUAUGGAUAAACAUAGUGUACGUGCAGAUACUCGUUCAUUUAUGUUGUUAACAAAAUUAUUAACAAUGGAUCCUACAAAACGUCUUUCAGCUCUCGAUGCAAUGAAUGAUUUGUAUUUUAAAGAAGAUCCACGACCAACAGAAGAUGUGUUUGAUGCUGUGCAAAUACCUUAUCCUAGACGAGAAUUUAUAUCAGAUGAAGAAUCUGAUGCAGCUGGGGGAAAUUGCCUAGGUGUUGCCGGAAAUAUCAAGACAGAACCAACGAUAAAAAUAGAACAGGCUACGUCUCUCACUCAACAACAACAACAACAACAACAACAGCAGCAUCAACAGCAAUCUCAUGUACAAAAAACUUCACAUGUUCAACAAUCUCAACAUGCUCCAUCGCAACAUCAAAUUGUUAUGACAAAUGCACAGCAUGCUCAAUCGAAUCCACAACAACAUCAACAUCCAUCUUCUAGCAGCAAUCAACCACCGGAUAAAAAAAUGCGUUAUAAUGACCCAUAUGACUAUCAAAGAAAUCCAAAUGCUCAACAAUCUCAGCACUGCCAAUCGUAUCAACAACAAGGUCAACAAUCACAACAACGUUUUUAG